AAUGGAAGAUUUCUAUAUUAACAGCACCUCACAGGACCAAAGCUAUGAUUACAGCAACAUCACCUACUACUAUGAAUGGGGAAUACACACCUACAACUACCAUCAUUACCACUACUUAACAUUCACCAAGAUUGUGCUGACAUACAUAAUCAUUGGUGUCGGCCUUCCUUUGACCCUCGUGGCCAUCUAUGCUCUUUAUUCUACGGUGAGAAGUGAUCAUGUUGCUCCGAUCUACGUCAUCAACCUUCUCAUUACUGACCUCCUUCAGCUCUGCUACAUGAUCGUUUGGGUGGCACCAAAUGUGGAUGAGACUAUAUAUACCAUCGUCUUUUAUAUUUACUACUUUGCUAUGAUGGCCAGUGUUGGCUUCAUGGUCUGCAUCGCCCUGGAAAGGUAUUUGGUCAUCGCACACCCACUGUGGUACCGCUUCAGACUAACCAUCAAGACCUCUGUGGCGGUCUGUGUCCUGGUCUGGGUCCUUUCUCUUGUCUGUAUUGUCAUUUUUUAUUUGUAUUCUGGUUAUGUGUUCACAAACAUAAUAUUUAUCGUCUUCCUCCUCCCUCCCUUCCCAUUGUUAAUCUUCUUCCUGGUUGGGACCCUCAAAGCCCUGUCUGCUUCCAUGUCGGUCCCCUCUGAUGAAAAGCGACGAAUUGUGGGAAUUUUGGUUCUGGUGCUGCUUAUUUACACACUGCUGUACCUGCCUGACAUCAUUUUCUACCUGGUUGUAUAUGACAAGACCCUCGACUUCCUGUCUUUCAUCCUUGUUAGGUUGAGUCCUCUUGCAGACUUAGUCCUGUAUGUCAUCAUGAGGAAAAGGGCCAUAGACAAGCUUUUGGCUUCUGUGUGU
Molecule: messenger RNA, 847 nt
Organism: Micropterus salmoides (largemouth bass)
Lineage: Eukaryota; Metazoa; Chordata; Actinopteri; Centrarchiformes; Centrarchidae
Product: G-protein coupled receptor 4-like
Exons: 3
Biological process (GO): phospholipase C-activating G protein-coupled receptor signaling pathway; positive regulation of Rho protein signal transduction
Cellular component (GO): membrane
Molecular function (GO): G protein-coupled receptor activity
Source: RefSeq, a predicted model, not a curated record